UUUAUGUCCGAGGAGGGAGAAAUAAAAAGGGAAGAAGAAACAGAGUGAGAGAAAUAAAAAGGGAAGAAAAAAAAUGCAGCAACAUCUCAUGCAGAUGCAACCAAUGAUGGCAGCAGGCUAUAAUCCUAACAACGUCACAACGGAUCACAUCCAACAGUAUCUGGAUGAGAACAAAUCUUUGAUUCUAAAGAUUCUUGAGAACCAGAACACUGGGAAAGUGAGCGAAUGUGCAGAGAACCAAGCGAGGCUUCAACGGAAUCUGAUGUAUCUGGCUGCUAUUGCUGAUUCUCAACCCCAACAACCCACCAUGCAUGCUCAGUUUCCUAAUGCGGUUCAGCAGGGUGCACACUACCUGCAACACCAACAAGCUCAAGCAAUGACACCGCAGUCAUUAAUGGCAGCACGUUCCUCAAUGUUGUAUGGUCAGCAGCCAAUAUCUGCAAUGCAACAACAGCAAGCUAUGGAUAGUCAACUCGGUAUGAAUUCUGGUGUUAACAGCAAUGGGCUACACAUGAUGCAUGGUGAAGGAGGCAUGGGAGGGGGAAAUGGGUCAAUGGGUGGUGGGUUUCCUGAUUUUGGCCGUAGCAAUGCCGGUGAAGGUUUGCAGAGCAGGGGGGUUACAAUUGCGAGCAAACAUGAAGUUGGUAAUGCAGGUUCUAACGAAGGGCGUGGUGGUCAUUCAGGAGGCCAUGGUGAAGCCGGUGAACAGAUGUACUUGAAAGGCGGAGACGAAGAGGGUAAUUAGUAGAUCAUAUGAUGGUAACUAUCAAAAAUUAACAUUAGACAAGUUUUUUGGAGUUUGAAACAAGUCUUUGGUAGUGACUUGAUGUUAGUUAGGGUAAAAAAAUGAAGUUGCUGAUCUUUUGGUAGUGAGAUUUACAGAGAGAACUGUUUCUAGCGUCUUGGACAUGCUAUCAUGCGUUAAUGUAACCUGUAAAUCGUGAUCUGCACAUGCUGAAUGAAUUUCACUAUAUAUAUGCUUU
Molecule: messenger RNA, 983 nt
Organism: Papaver somniferum (opium poppy)
Lineage: Eukaryota; Viridiplantae; Streptophyta; Magnoliopsida; Ranunculales; Papaveraceae
Product: GRF1-interacting factor 1-like
Exons: 4
Coding region: 74-745 (223 amino acids)
Biological process (GO): leaf development; positive regulation of transcription by RNA polymerase II; cell population proliferation
Cellular component (GO): nucleus
Molecular function (GO): transcription coactivator activity
Source: RefSeq, a predicted model, not a curated record